AUGCUGUCAAUUAAGGAGACCAUUUUUGUUGCGCAAGUGCAAGAAGCGUAUUUUUUCAGAAUAUGGAAUCGAUCGUUUGGCCCAACAAAUGCCUUUGAAGAAAUGAUUGAAUUAACGGAGGAGGGAAAAAUGUGGCCUUAUCCUAUCGAUAACGAAUAUCAAAUCGGUGACGAAGAAGAUGUGCCUUUCUACGAACACAUAUUUCUGGACAAAUAUUUGGCGCAGUAUAAUUUGCCUGAUGAAGGACCAGUGGCACAAUUCAUGGAGCUGGUCUGUAUUGGAUUAUCCAAAAACCCCUAUAUGUCGAUCAAGAAAAAACACGCGCAUCUGGAUUGGUCAGUAUUUUCUGUUUAA
Messenger RNA from Gongylonema pulchrum, 354 nucleotides. The record is from the annotation of a GenBank genome assembly. NCBI's taxonomy places the organism in Eukaryota, Metazoa, Nematoda, Chromadorea, Rhabditida, Gongylonematidae.